AUGCGCCCAACUCCAGGCAUGGCGAACCGACGCGAGAGAGGCGGCGACACUGAGGAGGAGGCACUCCUUGCAACGCCCACCGCCAAUCUAGCAUGCUUCAUCACCACCGAGGCCGCCCUCGAUGUUGCCGAGGAUGAUUCAGGCCCCUCGCCCUUUCAGUCCACCUACCCUCGACGAAAGGCGAGUUUCGAGUCGCCUACCCAUGCCUCCCGAAGCCGGUGGCCCUCCCCCACACCCACUGGUGAUAGCAUCGCCUCGCUGUCCUCGUCAGCUUUGGAUACCGAGUAUGAGGGGAUCACGACACAGGAUCACUCGCCCAUGGUGGCGGACUCAGCUUUAGCGGCCAUGUCGGAGGCCCCGUCUCUUGUCAGCGGCGUUUCCUCACGAAGACAGUCGGUCGGGGAGCUACCACGCUCCGUCCUCGAUGGGGCAUCGUCCUUCGCACCAAGCCCCACAGGCUCCUCGGGCAGCCAUCGCGCUCCCCAGCUCAUCAUGCCUAGUCUAUCAGUGCCUCAACGCAGGCCAUUCUCAGAGGCGGGGAGAUCAGUCGGCAAGCUCAAGCUUCUGGUCGCGGGGCAACCUGGUAUCGGAAAGACGUCCCUUGUCCAGGCCAUUGCGCACUCUUGCGAGCACAUUGUGCACAUGAAUCCGGUGGCCUCAGCAGCCGACGACACCUUCAGUGAGAUUUGGGCCAGCACGAGGCCGCGACCAUGGUGGCAGGGCGACCCUUCCGCUCUGGCUCCGUCUCGCAAGAGGCGACGGUCGUCCGCAACUGCGAGUCAGGUUCUCGACCGAAACAUCUGCUUCGUCGUCAAGUCUGCCUUUUACAAGACCCAUUCGCACAUGGCCGAGGCGGAAUACGCGGAUGCGCAUGUAGCACCACUGCUGGAGAAGACAAUCAGUGAUUCGGACUUGUCGACGCUGCUGUCGACCGGUGGCGAGUCGAAUGUCGAUGCUGUCCUGUAUCUGAUCGCUCACACAGGCCUCGAAAUUCGCGACAUUGAAUGCAUCACGUCCUUGCAGCAGAAGACCAACGUCAUUCCUCUGCUCGCGCGGGCCGACGAACUCGAUGACGAUGCCAUCUCAGCAGCCAAGGACCUGAUCUGCCAGCAGAUCCAGGAGCAAGGGCUGGACUGCUUCUCUUUCUGCAGUCCUGAGAAUGCCAUGGACAAUGUCCCCAUCUUCGCUGUGUCCAGCGCAACCAGGGUCGAUCACAGCAUGAUGGAUGCAAGCGUCUUGAUGAGCUCUGGCUAUAUUCAACCCUUGGUGCCCACGGAUUUAGAGUCCCUAGUGCAAAACAUUUUCACAGCCGAGGGAUGCGCAUGGCUUCGCCACAGCACCGCUGGCAAGUGUGUCCGAUGGCGCAGGGAACGGAUCCAGAAUGCGGGCUUGCGCAUGGCUCUCACCCACCGCGACCCGUCGAGAUGCGCCAUCAGUCCUGUCCUUACGGUCAACCCCUUCGCCCGGCGGUACUGGGAUAGAGUCGAGUUAUCAAACUGGGCGCAAGGCUUGCGACAUAGCCUCGAGGCGGAGAGGCAUCACCGAGCCGUCGCGCAGCAGCUGCUCGACGAUAUUUCCAAACAAUCCGUCCGACCGAGAGACAUGGUGGCAAGACCCAAGGACGAGGUCGCGCCGCAGAGGGUGAGGGCGAGGGACCCGGCUGAUCUCGUGCACCAAGACCCCCUUGGUCUCCUGGAUCUUUGGCCUGUGUUAUCGGCCCGCGAUGGUGGUCAGGUCACAGGAUAG
Emericellopsis cladophorae is the source of this 1746-nucleotide messenger RNA. RefSeq lists its product as uncharacterized. Gene Ontology annotation, biological process: cytoskeleton-dependent cytokinesis. The transcript is spliced from 5 exons. Lineage: Eukaryota; Fungi; Ascomycota; Sordariomycetes; Hypocreales; Bionectriaceae. The record is from RefSeq and is a predicted model, not a curated record. The coding region runs from base 1 to 1746 and encodes 581 amino acids. Gene Ontology annotation, molecular function: GTP binding; molecular adaptor activity; GTPase activity. Gene Ontology annotation, cellular component: septin complex; septin ring; microtubule cytoskeleton.